This is a messenger RNA of Amyelois transitella, 1629 nucleotides long. Its product is annotated as ice-structuring glycoprotein. The record is from RefSeq and is a predicted model, not a curated record. Lineage: Eukaryota; Metazoa; Arthropoda; Insecta; Lepidoptera; Pyralidae. The transcript is spliced from 4 exons. Bases 39 to 1550 code for a protein of 503 amino acids.
ACUACCAUUCAGCCGUGACGACCUGAAAAUCAAACACAAUGAUCUACCAACUGCUUAUCUUCACCGCCGUCCUGGGGCUGUCUGCGGCCGCCGCCAAGCCUAACAACUACUAUCUCCCACCUACCAAUGGCGUGGCUUACCAGACGCAAACAAUUGCUGCCCCCGCCGUUGCCACUGCCUCUGUAGCCGCGCCCGCUGUCCGUGUUGCCGCGCCAUCGUACACCGCAUCAUACGCCGCGCCCGCAUUCGCUGCCCCAGCGUACGCUGCUCCUGUAGCUAAGACAUACGCCGCCCCAGCUGUUGCCACACACGCCAUCGCCGCACCGGCCUACCAAGUGUCUACUCAAGCCAUCGCUGCCCCGUCUUACCCCGCGCCAGCCGUCCGUGUCGCUUCCCCAGUUAGUUAUGGCGCCCAGGCCAUCGCCUACUCUGCCCCAGCCGUAGCUGCCGCUCCCGCUGCCGUCGCCUACCCUGCCCACACCGUGUCAGCCUACCCAACCCAUACAGUAUCAGCCUACCCUGCCCAAACCGUAGCAGCUGCCCCCGCUGCCGUCGCCUACACCGCUCCUGUAGCAUAUUCUUCACCAUCUGUGGCCGCAGCCCCAGCUGCAGUGACCUACUCAGCCCCAGCUGUUGCCGCCGCUCCCGCUGCCGUUGCAUACUCCGCCCCAGCCGUUGCCUACUCCGCCCCGGCCGUCGCCGCUGCCCCCGCUGUUGCCUACUCCGCCCCUGCCGCGGUCUCCUACUCCGCCCCCGCCGCCGUCGCCUACUCCGCCCCAGCUGUCUCUUACGCCAAGCCUGUCGUAGCUGUCUCAGCCCCGGCUGUCGCCCACGCCGUCGCCUACUCCGCCCCAGCUGUCUCCUACACCAGGUCCGUUGUACCAGCCGUCGCGACCCCCGUGACCUACUCCGCCCCAGCAGUGACCUACGCUAAACCUGUGGUCGCCGCCGCCGUCGCCCCUGCUGUGACCCCCGUCGCCUACUCCGCCCCAGCUGUCACUUACGCCAAGCCCGUCGUAUCCGCUGCAGUCGCCCCAGUAGCUUACUCCGCUCCCGUGUCUUACUCUGCUCCCGUCUCUUACUCCGCUCCAGUGGCGUACUCAGGAUACACCGCCCCCGUCGCGUACUCUGGCUUCGCCGCGUCCCCCUACGCGUACUCUGGUAUCAACAGCUACGAAUACGCCGUCGGUUACGACUACCCCUCUUACCUGUGGAAGAAGAAGAUGUCAGUUUUGGCUGCGGUGUCAGUAUCAGGGGAUCCAUUAUUGAUCAGCCCUUACGUGUCAUCGUACCUGACGCCGCCCCUGGCGUCAGCUGCGUACGUGGCGCCAUCUGCAGCGGUUAUAGCUGCCCCGUCGGUACCUGCAGCCGUCCCAGCGGUGCCUGCCGCCGUCCCUGCUGCCGUACCGUACUCUUCAGUAUCAGCCUAUAGCUAUGGAUCAGCGUAUACAGUGCAAGAUUAUGCACCCACUCUAGUCAACGCAGCGCCCCCCGCUUUAGCUUAUAGUCUUCCAUACGCAUACGCUGCAGAUUAUUUCUACCGAAGAUAAAUGUAGGAUACCAUUACUUCGACUACGUAUUCAAUGCGGCCAUAUUUAUUGAAAGAACAAAAUAAAAAUGUGAGAUCGA